GGCAGGUCCCGUCCCGCCUGCCGGUUUGGUUUUCCCUGAUCCGUGGGCUGGCCAUGGAGAAAGAGUCAAUUGCUUACUAAUUUUUUUCUGAGGCAGGGACUACCUUGAGCAGCCUGAGCCGAGGGGAGGAGGCUGCAGAAGUCCUGUUCCCUGUGGAUUGGGAGCUCCUCAAAAGUGAAGAAGGCCAAAGAAUCAAGAAGACCUGGAUCCCAGACAUACACUGACUAUGUGAUGUUGGGCGUGUCAUUUAACCACUGAGUGUCUAAGGUCUUCCUGCCAUGGCCAGUUACCAGAAAGGUGAGCCUCCCUCUCCUGAGGAGAGCUCAGGGGAUGAAAUUCAAGGGGAUGAAGCAAUUAGGAUCCUUGAAAAAAUGAAACUGAAUCAGAGACUUGCAGCAAAGGAGCUGGUCAGCACAGAGGCCAAGUAUGUGCACAGUCUUCAGCUUUGUGCCUCUGACAUCCGGAGCCAACUACAUGAGCUGCCAGAGGGAGACUUGGACGUGAUAUUCUCAAACAUUAAUGAUAUUAUCAAGGUCAAUAGCCGUUUCCUCAAAGGCCUAGAAGAGGCAGAUUCUGAUGAAGAACAGCUCUGCUUACUUGGUAAUCUGUUCCUUCAGUUCCACGAGGAGAUGGAGAGCACCUAUAAGGUCUACUGUGCCAGCUAUGAUCAGGCCUUGGCCCUGGUGGAGUCGUACAAGAAGGUACCCAAGCUACAGAAGGCAAUUCAAGAUGUCAUCACCGCACUGGUGCCACAGGCUGGAGCCUCAGGCCUCAGUUUCUUGCUGGUGAUGCCAAUGCAGCGGGUGACCAAGUACCCACUGCUGCUGCAGAAGAUCCUAGAGAACACACCACCUGAUGACCAUGCCUAUGAGGCCUUGCAGAGUGCCACCAGAGCCAUGCACGAGGUCAAUUCCAACAUCAAUGAGUACAAGAGGCGUAAGGAAAUCGCCACUAAAUACAACAAGUUGGAGCAUCUGACAGUCAGGGAGAGGUUGGCCCGGAUUAAUACACACUCUAUCUCCAAGAAGACUCUGCGUCUAAGUCAGUUAUUCAAGCAAGAAGCUGGGAUUGUGACCAGGACUGAAGACAGGGAAUUUGAUGAUUUGGAAGAGAAAUUCCACCGGGUGGCGCUGUGUGUCAAUGAACUGAAGAGCAAUGUGGCAUCUUACCUGGAGAAUUUGGAGACUUUCCUCAGGAUCAAACCACAUGAAUGUGAUCUGGAGAUGGAAGGUGGAGCUGUGCAACAGUAUUGCUGCCUUACCAGAAACCUGCACCUUCUCGUCUUCUUGGAAUUUAAGCAGCGUUUGGAAAGGCUAGUGUACCACCCACUGGGCCACCUGUCCAAAGCCCUCCUAGGGCCUGAGAACCUGAUCAAGAAGCGUCUAGACAAAUUGCUGGACUUUGAGCGGAUAGAAGAGAAGCUGGCCGAAAUGGGCAGCAUGACGUACGAAGAGGAAGCCACCAGGCACACCUACCAGGCCCUGAACUCUCUGCUGGUGUCUGAGCUUCCCCAGUUUAACCAGGUGGCCACACAGUGGCUGGGUCAGAUCUUGCACACACUCAUGGCCCUCCAGAGGGAUCUUGCCCAGCAAGUGCUGCAGAGGGCCGAAGGAGAGCUGGCUCAGCUGCCCCACAGCCAUGUUUCUGACUCUGACUUCAGGAAGCUGGUGGAAGACACAUUAAGCAAAACCAAUGCCCAGCUUCACUCCUUCCGCCAGAGCUUUGAGAAGGUGUUGCCAGUUCCAGUAACACAACCACUCCAACCUGCUGCAGAAAGACAGGCCCAGGCCCUCGUUAGCAAGUAUGGCCCUAGCAAGCUCUACCAGGUGACAAGUAACAUCAGUGGGAGUGGAAAUCUGGCUCUGACCCUUCAGAGAGGGCAGAUUGUGGCUCUCCUUCAGGACAGGGAUACCAAAGGCAAUACUAAUCGUUGGCUGGUCGAUACUGGAGGCUAUCGAGGGUAUGCGCCAGCUGGAAAACUAGAGCCGUAUCAGGUGGUCCCACGUGAGGAGCCCAGCACGCAGGCAGGGUCAGGCGAUGGUCUCAGGUUCCCUCCAGCAGAGGCUCCCAGGGCAUCAGCCAAUCCUGUCAUGCCUGUUUUUCAGGUGGUAGCUGCAUAUCCAUUUGCAGCCAGGAGCAGCCAUGAAGUGAGCCUGCAAGCAGGGCAACCAGUAACAAUCCUGGAGAGGCAGGACAAGAAGGGGAACCCAGCGUGGAGCCUCGUGGAAGUGAAUGGACAGAGGGGUUAUGUGCCCUCCAACUUCCUGGUCCAGAUUCCAAGCCCCACACCCUGGGGCUGGAGUUUGCCCCCUUGCGACAGCCCCCCAUCCCACAUGUAAAAUAGCAAGGGCAGGAGGGGGCAUGUGAAGGAUUCUCAGUCAGACAGUGGGUUGAUGGGGGUAAGUAAGAUGGGUGUGAGACAAGGCAGACCUACUAGAUACAUCUCCACUGCUGCUAACGAAGUAGGGUGGAGGGUGAGGGGCAUGGAUGAGGGGGUAAAGGCUUUAGACUGUCUUUCUGUGGAGCUGUUAUAGGCAGAGAGGGUCCAUGAGGGCUUGGCCCACUGGUCUGCAGUCAUACAUAGCAAGAAGCCAUAUAUGAGAGAAACGUAUCACUGUGCCAGAUGUGGACGUAGAGGAUUUGGAUUUGAAUUCUGGCUCUCCCAGGUACUAUUUUUGUGACUUCGGGUAAGUCAGUUAUCCCCUGUGGGCCUUAGGUUCUUCAUCUGUGAAUGAGGGGGGUGCAUUAGAUGGUCUCUGAGGUCCCUCUCAGUCCUAACUCUGUGAUACGAUGAAGCUCUCAGCCCAGGAACUGGGAAGGUCGAGAGAGAGCUUCUUGAUGUGAUGCCUGGCUGAGAAACGGUAUAAUAAGGAUUCCUCUCUUACCAUUAGUCAUUUUGUAAGGAGGACUUUGGGAAUUCUCUCAGGGGAGUGGCGCUACUAACCAUACAUACUGGGUGGGAGCCUUGAUCCCAGGAGGGGAUCGGGGAUCUGGGCAGAAGCUCCGUGCCUGAGUAUGGUGGAUUGAACUGCAGUUCCUUGAUGUGUAUGAUCUAUAAAAUGCCCAACAUAUAGUAGGCGCAUCUUGGGGCACGGUGUAUUAGAAUGCUGGGUCUGGAGUUAGGAAAACCUGAGUUCAAAUCCAGCCUCAGACACUUAAAAGUUGUGCAACCUUGGGCAAGUCACUUAGUCCCUAUUUGCCUUAGUUUGCUCAAUUGUA
This is a messenger RNA of Dromiciops gliroides (monito del monte), 3219 nucleotides long. RefSeq names its product Rho guanine nucleotide exchange factor 37 (gene ARHGEF37). Lineage: Eukaryota; Metazoa; Chordata; Mammalia; Microbiotheria; Microbiotheriidae. Gene Ontology annotation, cellular component: cytoplasm. Gene Ontology annotation, molecular function: protein binding; guanyl-nucleotide exchange factor activity. The record is from RefSeq and is a predicted model, not a curated record. The transcript has 14 exons. Bases 279 to 2339 code for a protein of 686 amino acids.